Molecule: messenger RNA, 1194 nt
Organism: Xyrauchen texanus (razorback sucker)
Lineage: Eukaryota; Metazoa; Chordata; Actinopteri; Cypriniformes; Catostomidae
Product: CD209 antigen-like protein E
Exons: 7
Coding region: 23-685 (220 amino acids)
Source: RefSeq, a predicted model, not a curated record
AUAUAGUCUCUUCAGGCUUAAAAUGGCUGAAAAUAUUUAUUUAAACUUUGUAUCAGACUCCGAACUGAAGCCAGACUCUAAACAUAAGGAUGGGGGGCAGUGUUCCAAACCAAUGCAGAUGCUAUUCGCUGUUCUCCUCUUCCUGUCUUUAUUGGCAAAUGGGGGGUUGGCAUACCUGUAUCACAACAAAUAUGAAAAUUGGCCCUGUGAACCAAUAAAAAACUGCUUGAAUUCAGAUGUUCAUCCAAACAUCUCCUUGAAAAACCACAGUCCACCAAACUAUUGUUCAGAUUUAACAGAGAAGUGGUUCAAAGCAAAGGGCAGAUUCUAUGUUUUUUCCACUGAUACCAAGGACUGGAAAAGCAGCAGAGAGCGCUGUCAGGCUCUGGGUGGAGACCUGGUUAUUAUCAACAAUGAAGAAGAGCAGAGUUUUCUCUCUGAAAAAGUCAAUGGUUAUGACUUCCACUGGAUUGGAUUGACUGACAUCCAGAAUGAAGGGGUUUGGCUUUGGGUGGACAAUGCCCCUUUAACCAGUUACAUUCCAUGGGAGUCUUCCCCAGAUGACUGGAAAGUAGAAAAUCCUCUGGGUGAAGACUGUGUUAUCUUAAAACGUGAUAAAUGGGGAGAUGUUUCCUGUUUGAGGUUGGAGAAAAGGAUAUGUGAAAUCCCAUGCUCUCCACCAUGAAGCAACUCUCAACUGUGUGUGGGUCAAACAAAUUGCAUGUAUAGCAAAUUUGAUUGGAAAUUUAGUCAUUCCAACUUCUAUUGGUUGUAUUUACAUUUGGGUUAUUUUUAAUUUUCAAAGCUAUUCUGAAAAUGAGUUGAGGUUUUAAAUUAUCUUGUCGAAUGAUUUUUCUGUGUUAUGAUAUACUGUAAGUGUUUAGGCAUUGCAUUGGUGGAUCUAGAAUUUUUUAUGGGGUGUCAAGGUGUUAAAUUACCUGUUUUGAUCAACAUUCUUAAUGACUGAUUCAAGCACCCAAAUAAAUAUUUCACAUAAUAUGGUAAUGUCAUCUCUACAUUUGCCACUAUCAGUCUUGGGAUUUUGCUUAUCAGUAGAUGAAUACAUAGAUCAGCACUUUAACUAGGAAUGUGAAUGAUUGAUCUAGUGGUAACUUUUUGUCAUUAGUUUUUAGAGGUUUUGGAUUCUGAUUUGUCCAAAUACAACUUUUUAUUUUUAUUUUAAUAAAACAAGAU